Nomia melanderi (Alkali bee) is the source of this 1435-nucleotide messenger RNA. RefSeq names its product DNA primase small subunit (gene DNApol-alpha50). Lineage: Eukaryota; Metazoa; Arthropoda; Insecta; Hymenoptera; Halictidae. The record is from RefSeq and is a predicted model, not a curated record. Gene Ontology annotation, biological process: DNA replication, synthesis of primer.
UUAUGGUACUAGUAUUUUCCCGCCACAAUCCGACCUCAAUGAGUGUUUCAAACGACUUUCGAAUCGAAACAAAACCUAUGACAUACCGAAAAGUAGAACUUGAAGAGCAUUGAGGGAAUUGUCAUCAGCAUGGGGGAUUCGUCGAACUUGGCUGAUUUACUGCCUACUUACUAUGCCAGAUUAUUCCCUUUCCACGAUUAUUACCGGUGGCUGAGCUAUGGAAACGUGGGCAUAUUCACCCGUCGAGAAUUCUCGUUCACUCUGCAGGAUGAGAUAUAUCUUAGAUUUCAAUCGUUCAAGAGUGUUAAAGAGUUGUCGAGUGAGAUUAAAAGACUGAUCCCAUUUAAGAUAGACAUCGGUGCGGUAUACAACUUCUGUCCAAAGGAUCAGAGACAAAGUGCGAAUUUUCAACCCGUAGAGAGGGAGCUGGUAUUUGAUAUAGACAUGACAGACUACGACGAUGUAAGGACUUGUUGCAGUGGUGCAGAUAUCUGUUGCAAAUGCUGGAAGUACAUGACAAUUGCCUGUAAAAUUUUGGAUACCGCGUUGAGGGCGGAUUUUGGCUACAAGCACAUUCUAUGGGUAUUCUCUGGGAGGAGAGGUAUACAUUGUUGGGUAUGCGAUCCUGGUGCACGUAAUCUGAAUUCCUUGGAGCGUGGUGCAGUGGCAGAGUAUCUCCAGGUCUUAGACGGUGGAGAGUACAUGAAGAAGAAAGUGAAUCUACGUGGAGAAAGAAUACAUCACUCCAUCAAACGUGCCUUGGACAUGAUAGAACCUAUGUUUGUUCCCUUCUGUGUAGAGGAGCAAAACAUGUUGGGCACAGAAGAUGGAAUGAAUAAGUUUCUGCAAAUUAUUUCGGAUGACGACGACAAAGAGGUAGUGAAGACUUUAUUUGGUCAAUGCAAUUCUAGUAAAGACCGGUGGAAUGCCUUCUUGAAAUUUAUUAAAAGCAAGAAGGAAGCGGGAGAAAAGAAAUGGUACCAUCGUCAUCUGAUCGAGGAAAUAAUGAUACAGUACGCCUAUCCGAGAUUAGAUAUAAACGUCAGCAAAGGAAUGAACCAUCUUUUAAAGUCUCCGUUCUGCAUUCACCCGAAAACUGGAAAAGUUUGCAUACCAUUCACCAUGAACACGGUGGAUAAAUUUGAACCGGACAAAGUGCCAACACUCUCUACGCUCGUCGAAGAAAUAAACGAGUUCGACUUGAAGGAGAAGGCUGAGCAGGAGACCUAUGACUUGAACAAGAAGAGGAUAAAGGAUUACAAGAAAACUAGUCUGAAUAAAUCGUUCCGACUCUUCCAAGAAUUCAUCUGGAACCUCGAGAACGAUAGAAAGGGUCAGAAGAUCAAAGAAAGCGACGAGAAAAUGGAGUUCUAACUUGUAUCCUAAGUAUUCGAAAUACGUGUAAUAAUAAUGUAAAUUUAUGUUUUCAACGAGU